AUGAUUCAUGAUGAAAAAUAUUUAACAUACCUUCCACAUAGUGGUUUUCACAAUCAAAGAAUUGAGUUAGAAAAUGGCAUAUUUUUGGCAUGGUUCUUAAACAGAACUUUGAUAAUUCCGCCUCUUUUAAUGUAUAAAGGACCUUCGUUAAUCCCCAAAAAUCCGUUUGAUGAACUAUAUAUGGAUUUAUUGAACCAUACAUCCUUUAAUAAUAAUAAUGAGGCAGAACCGUAUAUUGGGUAUAGUUGGGAAGAGCUAAUGAACUUUACAUUUGUGAAACAAAAUAUAAAAUAUAUUUAUCGACAUAAUUUUAAUUUCACAAACUUGAAAGAAUCACUUAAUAUUGAUUAUGAUAAUGAAGUAUAUAAUAUAACUAAUUAUAGGCAACAAUAUUUUGAUUACCUCAAUUCAACAAAAGAUCUUGUAGAACCUGUAAAUCUGGACUACCUUAACAAGAUAUCAGAAAAAUUAUUACAUUUCGGAAGUUUGUUUUCAUCGUCAAAGAUUAUUACACAGUUACCCGAAAAUCGAAAUUUUCGAAAUAAGCUGAAGCAUAUGAUGUUGCCGAAUAACCCAACGAUACUUAAUAUUGUGGAUAAAAUUGUUGAUAAAAUUGGUGGGACGAAUAGCUAUAUUGGUGUACAUGCAAGAAUAGGUGACUUACGAUUUUUAUGGAGUGAAAAUGAAACAGUAAAAAAUCUCAUCGAAACACUUCAAAAUGAUUAUAACCAUACGGAUUUAAAAAAUGUUAGUACCUGUUUACCAACAAAAAUAUAUCUGGCAACAGAUGGAGGGCAUAAUACUGCUUCCCUUCAACCAUUUUUUGAAACAUUUCCAUGUGUUUAUGUACGAGAUGAUUUUGAUGAUUUAUUAGAACCUUUAAGAUCUUUAAGAAAUCCUAAUGAUGAUACGAUUAUGUAUGAAUUUCUAAAACCCUUUGUAGAUUUGCUAGUAGUGUCAAGAGGUAAUAAGUUUUAUCCAACAUACACAAGUACUUUUUCAAGAUAUGCAAAAUUUUUAAAUAUAAUAUGGUUAAAAAAUAAAUUAAGUAAUGCAUAA
Messenger RNA from Cetraspora pellucida, 1059 nucleotides. The record is from the annotation of a GenBank genome assembly. Lineage: Eukaryota; Fungi; Glomeromycota; Glomeromycetes; Diversisporales; Gigasporaceae.